CAUUGCAAAGCAACGCAACGGCACUUCUUCUUGCCCUCGUCUUCCUUCUCCUCGUGACCAUCACAGCGUCGUGAUAACACUCACCCAGCCGUCCGAGUUCAGCUCCAUCUCUCUCGUCUCCUAUCGCAUCACUCCCCUCCAACUUGAAGCAUGCCCUCCAACAAGGCGCAGAUCAUCCCCUCUCCGCACCCGCCCAUCCCCGCCUCGCAAGGCCCACAAGCUGGGGACAAUCUCGCCUCCUUUCUCCUCCGCAACCCAAACAAUGUCCCCUCGACCAAACCGGCCUACAUCCGUCUAGACGGGCAUGCUCUGACGCGCGGAGACCUCUUCUCUCUCUCCUCCCGCCUAGCAUGGGCUCUCCGAUCCCUCCUCAAGUUGGAAGUGGGGAGCAGGGUGGCAAUCUUCUCGCCCAACUCGACGUGGUACCCCGUGGCGGUUCAUGCGAACCUGAGCGCAGGCGUCACAAGUGUCACGUUGAGUCCCGCGUAUGGGGCCGAGGAGCUCGUCCAUCCGUUGUGGGACUCGAAGCCGGAGUAUAUCUUUGUGGCGCCCGGAUUGGAGGGUGUGGUUAGAGAGGGAAUGAAGAGGGCCGGUCUCCCCACCACGCAUCCAGGCUCAGGUCGACCCACCCUGUACCUGCUCAGCGACAGUGACGCCCACUCGACGGGCCCCAACGGGGAGCUCGAUGUGCGUACCCUCAUCGACGAGGCCGGCUCCAACACGCUAGCACCCAUCCCGCUCGAGGACGCGAGUCAGGUCGAUUCCUUCAUCUGCUACAGCUCCGGGACAAGCGGUAAGCCAAAGGGGGUGCAGUUGAGCCAUGCGAAUCAUAUCUGGAUGGCGGUGCAAAUGCCCCUCGCCCGCUUCGGAGACUAUCAACACGAGGACACAGCCCUAGCCGUCCUCCCCUUCCAGCACAUCUUUGCCCUCUUCCACCUCAUCAUCGCCGACAUCUGGUACGGCGUAACCGUCGUUGUUCUUCCUCGCUUCGACUUCACCCAAUUCCUCGCCGCCAUCCAGAGGUACCGCAUCGCUCGCAUAGAGAUCGUUCCCCCCAUCUGCGUGCUACUGGCCAAGUCCCCGCUCGUGGAGGAGUACGACCUGAGCAGCUUGAAGAUCCUCUUGUGUGGUGCGGCCCCGCUCAGCGCUGAGCUGGGGGACGCGGUCGAGAGGCGGCUGAGAGCGCGCGGCGGGGAUGUGAGGCUCUGCCAAGGCUACGGGCUGAGCGAGACGGCUCCCUCCGUCUCCGCCGGUCGGGCUGCGCUCUAUCGCGAGAUCAAGGGGUCCAUCGGAACCCUCUUCCCCAACUUGGAGGCCCGCCUCGUCGAUGAAAGCGGCAUGGAUGUGGGACACGAGCAGGGCACGCAGGGCAAGCCUGGUGAGCUCUGGGUGCGCGGACCGACGAUCAUGCGCGGCUACUUAAACAGGCCGGAUGCGACGCGCGAGGCGAUCGAUGAGGAUGGGUGGUUCAAGACGGGGGAUGUGGCCAUUGCGCCCGAGAGUGGGGUGAGCGACCCCAAAUUUAAGGGGAAGGGACACGGCGAGCAUUUUUGGAUCGUGGAUCGGUUGAAGGAGUUGAUCAAGUAUAAAGGCUUCCAAGUCGCCCCCGCGGAACUCGAAGCGCUCCUCCUUUCCCACCCCUCCGUAGGCGACGCAGCCGUGAUUGGCAUCCACUCCGAGGCCGAAGCAACAGAGCUCCCGCUGGCCUUCAUCGUGCCCUCCCCCUCCUGGUCCGGCGGGGACGAGCAGACGCUGGCGGAUGAAGUCAGGAAAUGGGUCGACGGGCGCGUGGCGGGACACAAGCGAUUACGCGGGGGUGUGAGAGUGCGAAAGGUCAUUCCCGUCAGUCCGAGUGGGAAGAUCUUGAGGAGGGUGCUCAGGGAUGAGAUCGCGCAGGAGACCACAGCGAAGGGGAAUGGGACGAAGCUCUGAGCGUGAGGUGCGGCAAUGCGACUAUCGGCUCAGGCUGCUAAUGAUAUCUUCAGAUUAAAGGGAGCGAU
Molecule: messenger RNA, 2000 nt
Organism: Jaminaea rosea
Lineage: Eukaryota; Fungi; Basidiomycota; Exobasidiomycetes; Microstromatales
Product: acetyl-CoA synthetase-like protein
Exons: 4
Coding region: 151-1932 (593 amino acids)
Biological process (GO): secondary metabolic process
Molecular function (GO): CoA-ligase activity
Source: RefSeq, a predicted model, not a curated record